CUCCACAGCGCCGCCCCCCCUCACUGUCAGCCCGGCGUCUUCCCCUCUAAUGGCGCCGGCAGCAGCCUCCUGACAGCCGCCUGUCAGACGCGCUCCUCCCGCAGCUCCAACACACCGCUCCGCCUGCUCCCGGUUCCGUUCGUCGGUUCUACUUCUGCUUUAACAUCCACGGACCUCAGAGCGGGAUUUGUUCGAGGUGCAGUGUUAUUUUCUCGGUGCAUGAAUGGAGUCGCCCCCGCAGGAUUCAGGGAGCGAGCCGGGCAGGAGCGGCUCUGAGCCGGGCACACCGCUCACAGAGACGCCGCUGAGUGUGGAGGCUGAGCGGGGCAGAGAGCAGCAGACGCCGGGCAGGAGUGUGUGCAGCUCGGGCUCCAGCAAAGGUUUGUCAGUGGCGGUGAAGAAGACGCACACAUCUCAGAUUGAAAUCAUUCCCUGUAAAAUCUGUGGAGACAAAUCUUCAGGGAUUCACUACGGGGUGAUCACCUGCGAGGGCUGUAAGGGUUUCUUCAGACGCAGUCAGCAGAGUAACGCCACCUACUCGUGUCCUCGCCAGAAAAACUGUCUGAUCGACCGAACGAGCCGAAACCGCUGCCAGCACUGCCGUCUGCAGAAAUGUCUGACUGUGGGCAUGUCCCGAGACGCGGUGAAGUUCGGUCGCAUGUCGAAGAAGCAGCGGGACAGUUUGUACGCUGAGGUUCAGAAACACCGGCUCCAGCAGCAGCAGCAGCAGCAGCAGCAGCAGCAGCAGCAGGGGCCCCCCCUCAUGUCCCACCCCGGCCUCAACAGCCCGAGCCCCGGAGACACCGAGCCGCUCUCCCCCCAAUACGGCCUCUCGUCCAGCGGCCUCACUGAGCUCCCUGAUGAACUCGGGGGCUACAUGGAGCAGAACUCCCCCGAAGGAGGAUCCGUCUCAUCCAAGACGGACUCUGGAGGAGAGGGAGGAGGAGGAUUGUUCUACCUGGACAUUCAGCCCUCACCCGACCAAUCAGGACUGGAUAUUAACGGCAUCAAACCGGAGCCACUGUGCGACUACGGGUCCGGAAACGGCUUCUUCCCAUACUGCUCCUUCACCAAUGGAGACACGUCGCCCAGCGAGUCCAUGACCGAACUGGAUCAUCUGGUCCAGAUCAUCUCCAAGUCUCACCUGGAGACGUGUCAGUACCUGAGGGAGGAGCUGCAGCAGAUGAGCUGGCAGAACUUCCUGCAGGACGAGGUGCAGAGUUACCAGAGCAAGCCGAGGGAGGUGAUGUGGCAGCUCUGCGCCGUAAAGAUCACCGAGGCGAUCCAGUACGUGGUGGAGUUCGCCAAACGCAUCGACGGCUUCAUGGAUCUGUGCCAGAACGAUCAGAUCGUGCUGUUGAAAGCUGGAUCUCUGGAGGUCGUCCUCGUCCGGAUGUGUCGAGUGUUUGACUCGCAGAACAACACCGUUUACUUUGAUGGGAAAUUUGCAGGUCCUGACGUCUUCAGAGCGUUAGGUUGUGAUGAUUUGAUCACGUCGGUGUUUGACUUUGCUAAGAGCUUGUGUUCACUGCACCUGACGGAGGACGAGCUCGCUCUCUUCUCAGCGUUCGUUCUGCUCUCGGCAGACCGCUCUUGGCUGCAGGAGAAGCUGCAGGUGGAGAAGCUGCAGCAGAAAACUGAGCUGGCUCUGCAACACGUCCUGCAGAAGAACCACAGAGGAGACGCAGUUAUGAACAAGCUCAGAUGUAAAGUGUCAGCGCUGCGUUCACUGUGCAGUCGGCACUCAGAGAAACUGACGGCGUUCAGAACCGUUUACCCCGACGUGGUACGGACGCACUUCCCUCCUCUUUACAAGGAGCUGUUUGGUGUCGACCUCGAAGUUACGCCGCCGGCCGACGACUGAGCGGCGAUGGCACGCUCCACAGAGCCGACCGGCGGCGAGCUGCUGGACUCAGACGAACGGAGGCCGGUUUGAACAGUGAUGGAGGACGUGACGACUCUGCUGCACGUUUCCUGGACAGAUGAGGCUUUGAGAAGGAAGAGACCUGAACUCGUCUCCACGUCAGUUUGUCCUCCUCCUCCUCUCUCGGCCUUGGGUUCGGACGCAGGGAGGAGUUGGCUUCGCCUGCAUUGAGGAUCGGAACCAGUUUCAGCUCUUACACUGAAACUUCAGUUUUCACACUGAAACUGGGUUUGUUUUUCCGUCACCAGCUCAUCGACACCUCAGAACUUCUUCUUACGACACAAUGAUUUCAUUCACACAUCCUCGAGAAACGACUGGUGAGCUAACGUGGCUAUUGAGCUAACUCGUGGACAAACUGGGGUCGAGGGCGAAUGUUGGAAAACCAGUCAAACGACAGAGAAUCAGAAUCCGUCCAUUUAACUGUUGAACCAGUUAAAACAUCAAAUCUUCAAAGUGUCGAGUGGAAGUUAAAAUAAAGUUCGGUGAAUUUGAAUAAUUGAUGGUCAGACAACACGGAUUGGAAUCAUAGACUGUAAAUAAAGAUGGACGACGUGAUGACGUUAAAUAAAUGUUUGUCAAAGAUGGUGUCUGUCAUGUUAGGUAGGUCUUCUCACACUGAUGUUUGUUCAAGGACUGACCGCAAAUGAAGUCAUCACCACAAGAUGGCCGUGUUUGUAUCGGCGAUGUUUUAGUUUCAGGAAGUGGAGAUGUGUCGUCCGUCUUUGUUUACGGUCUCUGUGUUGUUUACAGUGUAAGAGAUGAAAUCCAGCACAUGAAAGGGCUGUUCUGUAACUCGGGCUCAUCUCAGCUGAUUCUUUCAUUUGAAAACUCUGAGGUUCAGUUUGUGUAGAAGAGAGAGACUGAAAUGACAUCACCCCCAAAACACAGAAAAAGGUUUAUUUUGUAAUGUUUGUUGAACUGAUGCAUCACUCAGGUUCAAACGGGUGCUUCACUAACACAGUGGCGUUCAUAUGAGUCCUGCUCACUGACAGGUAACCUGCUAUUCAGAUGAUAUUCAUAUAAAUUCACAGGUGACAGGUCGGGUCGCAGGGCCGGACUGGACUUGUAGAUAAGAGCAGGUAACGGGACGGGUGGGUGCAGAACUCUGGUUCACAUCACCGGAUCUUUGAUUUAUCAUUUUUCAAAAACGUGGACGUGGAAGAAGAAGGUUCCUUCUCUGAGUUCCUGUUGAAAAACAGGAAACAGAAAAAAGAUUAACGUCCGACCUCAUGAACGAAAAAGUUCAGUUUUACAAACAAACUCAAAACAGCACAGAGAAUCAUGGGUAGUAUUCAGAGUCCUAAACAUGACAAUGACAUAUGACAUAUCUGAUUGUUGUCUUUGUUUUCAUCAUCCAGCAGACACACUGAGCACGUAGCCUGUAGCACCAUCUGGUGGUUAUUACCUAAAAGUGCAGGUUUUCUUAUUCCUCAGUUUCAGCAAAUCUGAAUCUCAUCUGUUCCGAAUUCUUCUGAAUUACAGUUUAUUUAAUCAUUAGCUUGAAAUUUUUAAACAUUAACACAGAGCUAAAAUUUAAUGAAACAAAAUAUUAGAGUACAAGAGUGGUGUUUUUUUAUAUUUCCCAAAUCCAGUGAAAACAUUCAAACAGGAACGAUCUCAGUCACUGGUUGAAGACGUGAAUCUCUAAUAUAAAAAAAGAAAGAAAAGAUUCCUGAACACAACAGAUUGUUCAGGAAUAAAGUCAUAAUUUGAGUCUCUGUUGUGUUAGAGAAGAAAUAUCAGAAGAUCAGUCUGUCGCCUGUGUUACAGGAGGAAUGUGCAGCAUCUCGAUUAGAUUUUAUAACGGAACCACAUGAUCAUAGAGAUGAGGAAUAUGAAAAGAUUGUGUAAGAAAGUAUCUUUUCUAAAAAGAAAUCAAAAUGUGAGGUUUAAAAUGUUUCUGGAAAAUCAAAUGAAAGUUUAUUUUUUUUCAAUGAUCUGGUUAUUUAAAGGUUUUGCAGUUACAGGGCAUUGCCAGUAGGCGGUGCUGCAGCACCGUCAGAACCCAGACUUCCAGUGAAUUUACAUCAGCAGCUGUAACUUUACAAAUCUAUCAGACACGUUCAGCAUCAAACUAUUUCUUUACUCACCAACUUUUGUCUCCAGAAGUGAAAACAACAACGUUAAUUCUUCUACUGAAGGUAGCAUGCUAACCCAUUCUUAGCUAAUGUCCCACAUCCAAAAUAAACAGAACAGCGCCCCCCUGAGGCCUUUUUCCUUUUGGUUAAACUCUCCUAAUUGUCGGACGUUCCCCUAAUUUUUGUGUUUGCUAUGCAGCUAAUGUCCGACUCAACUAUGCAGACACAUGAAACAACAAAUCACACAUCGACCACAAACAUCUGUUUUCAAUCUGAGAAAUGUCAACCACGAUAAGUGAUAAAACUUUAAAAAUAAUAUCUGUAAUAUUCCUCUAUUGUUCCAGUUAUUGGUUGUAAAAGUUCUUUGGGUAUUUUAGUGACUCGUUACGUCAUAUUUCAUUUUAACUUCUCCGUCACACCCACACAGCUCUGCACGCCCAAAGUACAAAAAUACACUCUGGCAAAAAAUAAUUGAACUUCAGCCAUGACAAGUCAAGCAAUAAUGUAAAUGUUGUAUUUCAUCUUUAUUGUGUACAGUUUGAAAAUAGAGCAUGACGAUGCAGAUUCUAAUUUAUACGAUUUCCUUUAGAUCCAGUGUGUUGUUGGCGUACUACGACUGUCACAUGAUCACAUGCGCCGACGACACACUUUCCUCUCUUUGCGUCACCUCAUUGGUUUGACGAGUCUGUACAGGCCACAGGUAAAUUCUAAUAUAGACUCCUUAUCUGUUGAUUAAUAUGCAUCUUAAUGUAUAAAAUCUGAUUUAAUAUGCACUGUUCUAUUUUAGAUUUAGUUCAGUUUUGUGUUUUUAAUAUUUCAACAUGCGUGUGGUUCUCGUUUAACUUUUAACGUUGGCCGGGUCUGGAUUUUAUCAGCUGUGCCAACGUGAAUGUUUCUUCACAGGGAGACUCGUUAAAGGAAAAUUCAGUCUUUUUACAUCUUGACAAUAAAAACUAUUUAAGCCUCAUACAUUAAAAAAAAUGUACACCUGGUGAGUGGAUCACAUGUUGCAGCCAGAGACGUAACGUGUUCUACAGACUGUUACUAAAGAUGGACGACAUGACAAAUCAUCAGUCUGCAGAGAUUAUUAACCACGAAGAGCCGCUGAGUUAGUGGACUGUAAAAAUAUCUAUAACGUUUUUAGCAGCUGUGUCAAUCAGGGUUUGCAACAAGUUUCAACUUGAAAGAAGAACUGAAUUUUCCUUUAAAUGAUCAAAUGUAAUUCUGAUUAUGAAAACUCAUGAUCCAGUGAUGUUAUUGCUCAGCCUGCACCUGUGUCAGUGUGUCGGGCUCGAGCCUGUUGAUUAAACACGAUUUCUUUUGUUUUGAUACGAAGCAGAACGGCUGUAUCUGAAAUGUACUGAAAAAUAAAAUAGAGAAAAUAAUUCA
Hippoglossus stenolepis (Pacific halibut) is the source of this 5391-nucleotide messenger RNA. RefSeq names its product nuclear receptor ROR-alpha A. Gene Ontology annotation, biological process: regulation of transcription by RNA polymerase II. The transcript is spliced from 12 exons. The coding region runs from base 224 to 1864 and encodes 546 amino acids. Gene Ontology annotation, cellular component: nucleus. Gene Ontology annotation, molecular function: RNA polymerase II cis-regulatory region sequence-specific DNA binding; nuclear receptor activity; zinc ion binding. The record is from RefSeq and is a predicted model, not a curated record. NCBI's taxonomy places the organism in Eukaryota, Metazoa, Chordata, Actinopteri, Pleuronectiformes, Pleuronectidae.